Aptenodytes forsteri (emperor penguin) is the source of this 3576-nucleotide messenger RNA. RefSeq names its product kelch-like protein 23. The record is from RefSeq and is a predicted model, not a curated record. Lineage: Eukaryota; Metazoa; Chordata; Aves; Sphenisciformes; Spheniscidae. The transcript is spliced from 4 exons. The coding region runs from base 1 to 1980 and encodes 659 amino acids. Gene Ontology annotation, molecular function: protein binding.
AUGGAAAGUGCAAAACCACAGCAAAACAAAGCUGUUGGCAUGGGGAUGUAUAAACAGACUCAGGGCCAUACAAGGGAAUGCUCUAGAGAAAGAAAUGGAGUGAGUAACGUAGCUGAGGGACCGGCUCGGGUCAGAGACGCAGGGCUGCUGCUAAUUCCUGGGUUAUACCACAGAACUCUGAUUUCCUGGGCUAACAGUGCAUCAAGAGUGGUUGAAAAACUGAAGAUGUGUGAAGGGUUUGCUGGUUUUUGUUCGGAUCAGCUUACUUAUGCCUCGUGUUACUAUGUAAAGGCCAAGGGCAAGUUUGAGUCCUGUUGCACGGAGGACUACGCGUACCUCUACAAGGACUCCUCUCACCCCGCCGAUUUCCUGGAGGCGUUCCGGGCGUUUUACCUGGACGGGCUGUUCACCGACAUCACCCUGCAGUGCGCUUCGGGGGUCAUCUUCCACUGCCACAGAGCCGCCUUAGCGGCUUGCAGCAAUUAUUUUAAAGCCAUGUUCACAGCCGAUAUGAAAGAGAAAUCUAAAAACCAGAUCAGACUUCCCGGGCUCAGCCAUGCCGUACUGGAAGCCCUCGUGAAUUAUGCAUACACAUCACAGAUCCAGAUAACAAAGAGAAAUGUCCAAAGCCUACUCCAGGCUGCAGACCUCCUCCAGUUCGUGUCAGUAAAGAAAGCCUGCGAGCAGUUUCUGGUGAGGCACUUAGAUACUGACAACUGCAUAGGGAUGCACUCCUUUGCCGAAUAUCAUGAUUGCUCGGAGCUAGAAAAAGAGUCCAGGAGGAUAUUGUUAUGGCAGUUUGAAGAAGUGUGGAAGCAGGAAGAGUUUCUGGACGUUGGCAAGGAGAAGCUCUCUUACAUCCUCUCCAGAGAGAAUCUCAAUGUUUGGAAGGAAGAGGUGGCCAUUGAAGCUGUCAUUAAGUGGGUUGCACACAAUGUGGAAGAAAGAAUUGAAGACGUCUAUGAACUGCUGAGCUACAUCAAAAUAGACUUAGAUAACAUGUAUUUGAGGUCAGCUUUAAGCCUACAAAAAAAAUGCCGACUUAAUGACAAUAAGAUAAGGUCACUCAUAUACAAUGCCCUGAACCUCAAUCCCAAGGGUCUUUCCAGAAGACCCACAGCAGCCAUGUAUGUGAUCGGAGGAUAUUAUUGGCAUCCCUUAUCAGAAGUGCAUGUUUGGGAUCCUUUAACCAACGCAUGGGUCCAGGGAACAGAGAUGCCGGAUCACACCAGAGAGAGCUAUGGUGUCACUAGCUUGGGACCAGACAUAUAUGUGACAGGAGGUUAUAGAACAGAGAGCAUCGAAGCCCUUGACACCGUGUGGAUAUAUAACAGUGAGAGAGAUGAAUGGACAGAAGGCUGCCCCAUGCUUGACGCAAGGUAUUACCACUGCGCAGUUUCCUUGAGUGGCUGCAUCUAUGUGUUGGGUGGUUACCGAAAGGGAGCUCCGGUGCAAGAAGCUGAGUUCUAUGAUCCUUUAAAAAAGAAAUGGCUUCCUAUUGCAAACAUGAUCAAAGGUGUUGGAAAUGCCACCGCCUGUGUCCUGCAUGAAGUCAUCUACGUAACUGGAGGUCACUAUGGGUACAGGGGAAGCUGCACCUAUGAUAAAAUCCAGAGAUACCAUUCAGGUAGCAAUGAGUGGAGUAUAGUCACCACAAGUCCGCAUCCAGAAUACGGAUUGUGUUCAAUUACGUUACAAAACAAGAUCUAUUUUGUGGGUGGACAGACCACGAUCACGGACUGCUAUGACCCAGAGCAAAAUGAGUGGAAGCAGAUGGCUCACAUGAUGGAGAGAAGGAUGGAGUGUGGCGCGGUGGUUAUGAACGGAUGCAUCUAUGUAACAGGAGGAUAUUCCUAUUCAAAAGGAACGUAUCUGCAGAGUAUUGAGAAAUACAACCCUGAACUGAAUAAAUGGGAAGCAGUAGGCAAUCUUCCCAGCGCUAUGCGGUCACAUGGCUGUGUCUGUGUGUAUAACGUGUAAACAUUUAAUUUUCAUAUUGCUGCUACAGAAAACAGCAGAUGCAGUAUUCAUAAUAGUACUGAUUACCUCAUGAAUGAGAUGUGUAAUACAAUCUCUUAGCGCAUAUCAUUAAAAACUAGGUAUAAUUUGUCUUUAUUUUAAACAAUUCAGAAAUAUAAAUGUGGUGACAAGAUUUCCAUAUAUUUUUCAGUCCAAUCAUUCUUUGUCAUGAAAGUUUUCAAAUUACUCUCUUAUAAUACUUUGUGCAGCUAUAUAGAAACUACUGUGAAAAACAGAUUUGUUUUCAUUAAUCACUGGAUGGAACUAUAAUCUGGUGCUAAGGUGAGUAAAGCCAAACAAAAUACUCUGCAUUUCUAUGCUGGGCUUAAGAUGAAAUGUUUGAUAGUCCAAAGGUAGCUAUAGAAAUGGUUCAUUGCAACAAGCUAAGCAUGUGGUACAUAUAGAGCAGUAUCACUUGGAUAACUAGGUUAUCACAUCCAGAAAUCAUGGGCAGUUAUAGGAUGCCUCUAAUUCUAUCUUCAAAUGCCAGAGGGGAAAAGAGCACAGGCUGGAAAUGAAGGAAGAAAUGUCACGCAGUAGCCCCAGAGCACAAGCCGAAAGUGUGCACUAGUUUUCCAGAAGGAGAACAGUGCUCUGCAGUACGAGGCAGUUUGAGAAAAGUGCUCACUUUGUCAUUCUCACACUGGCAGGGCCCUUGAAAAAUAAAAAAAGACUCUGCAUGGCUUUGCAAUGGGCUCUUUGGCUGAUGCACAGGUAUUGGUGAUUUUAUUUUUUUUCCCGGGGAGAAGCCUUACCAUGGUAACUAUUUUUUUAAAAUCAAAUUUAAGAUGUGUGUCUUUGUGGAAUGGAAGGAAGAAAUGAGAGAGACUGGAAAGUUGCUAACAUCCCUGCGAGAUACAAACUUCUCUAUUUUAAUACCUUUCAGUCUUUAGAGUGCUAAACUGUGACUUGAGCAAAGGUGAUAACUGAAGAAACUUGUCAAAAUAUGUUACGCAUGGAGAAAUUGAAUGCUAAGUGGUCUGCUGGAUUUAUUUACUAUUUCUCUCAAAAUGUAAUACGAGAUCUUCAAAUUCUGUCUGGAAAGCAACUUGAGAUGGGCAGGAAGGUCACUGUUUUGUCACCUCUUCACUGGGAGACUCCCGCGGCAAGCUCCCAGCGCAGCAUAGCAGUGCCAGUGCCAGCAGAAUCCAUAGGUAGUAUUUAAAUAGCUGGUGUUUUGACCCUGCUAUCCCCAGCCUUCUCACCAGUCCUUGUUUUGCAUCCUGCCGUGUAGGUAGUAAUACAAACCUGUUUGACUGAAUCGUCACCGCAGUGACUUCUUAGGAUUUCUUUUCACCUCAUGGCUUGUAUAGAUGCUGUAAUGUGCGGCUUUUUAUUAGCCCGGUUCCCUGAGGGAGCAAGGUGCAACUGUAUUGUCUUUCUGUGUGUGUGUCUGUCCGCUCCCCUCUAACGCUGGACUCACUUGUCUGGGGUCAGCCAUGUUCUACAGGGAGGUAUAGGCCUUAAAAAUACACUUUUUUUUUUUCAGGUUUUAUGAAAAUUAGGAACAGGAUAGAGGAGGGAGAGAGAGACUGUAAGGAAGCACAUGAGUUGUAU